AAUGCUUUUGAUAUAUCGUACAAAACACAUUACAUAAUAAAUAACCUUCGUAUGUUAUCGUCUAUCUACGGUUUAAAUAUUUGCUUAGCGUUACAUUGAUUAAAUUACAAGGACAGAGAACUGUGUCUGAACCAACGUAAACGGAUCUGAAAGUAUGGAGGAUGUACCUGGAACCUCCAAAGCUCCUUAUAUAACGCCGGGAAAAUCUACAGAAAAUUUCUUCCGCCUCUGUCAACUCAUCAUGACUAUUUGUAGCGAUUUGCUGCGGGACAUCCUCAGUCAUUACAUUCCACCCUCUAACCUCAGAUCGGAGCUAGAUAAGAACAGAAAAAAGUUGGAAAAUAAAAUGAACCAUCAGCAAAGAAGUCUUAUAUACCCAACCACCGGAAAUGCACCUCUAGUCGCAAAGGACAUGGAUAUAAGUGUAAUUUACAUCAUUUUACGCAACAUUUGCAAGAUUUCUGGCCAUAAGAAGGGCUGGGGGAAUUCUCCAUUCAAGGGUGAUACAAGCCUCGCCGCAUGUAUAGAUAGAAUAAGAUUGCAAAGGAAUUCAAUAACAGGUCACUCCACAAAUGGCACGGUUGAAGAUGUCGAGUUUCAGAAUAUUUGGGCUGAACUAAGAGAUGCUAUUGUCGAUAUUGAGAAACAAUUAACAGGCGGAGAGUUAUAUCAAAGGCUUGUAGACACAUUGCUUACUUGUAAUCUCAACCCUACUGACGCUAAAAUGUAUAAAGAGAAGUUUGACAAAUUGCAAAGUCAACUCAUUGUUAAACAAGAGAAUAUCGAGAGCAUCGAGCAAGAACUGCAAGAACAGAUUUCCAUGAAAAGAGAAAGAGUAGAUAAUUUAGAAAAGAAGGUUGAAAAAUGCAGUGAGAGAAAGAGAAAAAAUACAGAGUUUUCUAAGCGAAGGAAAAUUGAAGAUCUUGAAAAAAGACUCAGAAGAUUAGAAGAUCUGGAGAAAAGAGUAAAAAGUUUGGAAGAUGAACAAAGGAGACUGACAUCUAAGAUAACAG
Messenger RNA from Magallana angulata, 1013 nucleotides. RefSeq lists its product as uncharacterized. The annotation marks the transcript as partial. NCBI's taxonomy places the organism in Eukaryota, Metazoa, Mollusca, Bivalvia, Ostreida, Ostreidae. The transcript is spliced from 10 exons. The record is from RefSeq and is a predicted model, not a curated record.